This is a messenger RNA of Peromyscus californicus insignis, 2567 nucleotides long. RefSeq names its product PHD finger protein 20-like protein 1. NCBI's taxonomy places the organism in Eukaryota, Metazoa, Chordata, Mammalia, Rodentia, Cricetidae. Bases 1967 to 2212 code for a protein of 81 amino acids. The record is from RefSeq and is a predicted model, not a curated record. The transcript is spliced from 4 exons.
GAUCGAAGAGAUGAUAAUGUGAGUUCUAGAGCAAAGGUACUCACUAGGACAGUGGAGCCACCCUGGGACGAAGACCAACGAGAUGAAGCUGGUACCUCUCUAGUGUAACAAGACCAGGGCAUUCCAGACUUUCCUUAUUCCUAAAUCAUGAGCAAAUGGUGUCCUAUCUAGUCUCCAGUGUCUGCUCUGAGAAAAUGUGUAUGAAAUAUCUACUGUAUUUACUCAGCCUUGUCAUCUCAGUGACGAAGAUCCUUCAUUUAAAGGGAAAAAGAUGAACCCAUAUACAUGCAAAAUCAUCCUAAAUUUAUAGGUCUCUGUCAUUCAUGAUUUGCUCCUUUCCUUGUUCAAACUUAUGAUUGUGAACCAAAAAUAUAAUUGCUUUAAAGCCUUUGGGGGGGGGGGAAGAAAGCAGAUUAAAAUAGCUGGGUCUUGUGGAACAGAUCCCCAAAGAGGGAAGACUGAUGGGCUACUUCUACAGGCAGUUUUUGCAGUCUUUGUUUUGAUUUGGAUGUCAUGGAACAAGUGAUGUUUGUAAAAGCGGCUGUGUUCCACGCUGAACCCAGACAUUACGCAACAGAAAGCAUCAGGUAGAGCCCUCUCCGGAAGCAGCGGAGCCCUGGGUUCUCCAGGGCCUUACUAGUGCACAGACGUUGGUAUUACGUCCACUGCAGUGUUUGUCUCUCCAGCAAAGCUGGAACCUAUUGGUUUAGCAAUAGGUAACAGGAAUCUGUAACUGAGCUGCAUAGAAACACUAAGAAGAGAGGCAGCACUAUGCAGGUUGUUUAAAGGAUGGGCUCAGAGUACUACUUCUGUCAGCACAAAAGCAGGAGGAAGUUGUUUUGCCUUCUCAGUUCUCACUUGACUCUCUAUAUGGUCCUUGUCUCAUUACCAAGCCAAACAUAUUGUCACAUAUGAAAACAGCGUUUCAACAAUUCUGGGCCAUUUAAUAUCCUCACUGUUUCUAAUCACUUUUAUUGUUGCUAUUGUUUCUUCCUAGUUUGGUUCAAAUCAUUGUACAAUUAAUACCAGACAGUAAAGUCCCCAUAAUGUUAUCUUUGAUCUACUUACUAUAAACCUUGCUUAAAUGUGGUUUUCUAGUUUGUCACUCUCUCGUCAGUAAUAUCAAUUAUGUGGACAUCUAUGGAGCUAGAAUAUAAAAAUACAAAGAUAUCAAUGAGUCUAGAUCUCAGUUUCUGGGGAUAGGAGAAAAGAACCACAUUCACUCAUGUAUACAUAUAAUCACAGUAUGUUACAAAUGUGCUUUAUGAGUGCCAUGAAUACUGAGCAGAGCUUAAGUGGAGAAAUUUGAAAUGAAGCAUAUGAUUAUCUCUGAAGGAUGAGGGAGUACUUGGCUAUUCUAAGCAAGGAAUUUCACUUAAAUGAAACCAUGUGAACUAAAAUUUAAAAGGGGAACUUAAAAACUCCUUAGAAUUGAAGGGACUCCAGUGAGAGCAGAGGUUGUACAUAAAGGCAUGUCAGAACUGGGGAAGGAGGACAAGGACAGGUGAGAGAUGAGACUACAAAGGAGAGAAAUCCUCUCAUGAAGUCCACACGCCACCCAAAAUUCAGUGUUUGUCCUGUGGUCACAGUGGAGGCACCAAUGAAUGAUCAUCAAACAAGAGCUUGGCCUGUCUGGAUCUGUGUUCUGUUAGUCUGACUCCCACAAUGGAGGAGGGGAGCUUGGAGAGAGAGAGAAAAGGUAGGGAAGACACAGCACAGAAGAAAAGAUUCCAUUAGUAAUGACAGCACAUGACUCUGAUCCAAGCUCAGUGAAAAAAUAAGAGGUAAGGUAAAAGGAUGGUAGAGAGGGAGAGAGGGGGAUGGGUAAAAUCGGAAGCACUCUCCAGCUUGCAGCUCUUGGCAGCAUUCCCUGCGAUGUCAGACAAAGCACUCUUGUUGGAAGCUGUUGGUGUUAGCAUCUCCCCUCCGCUGUGUCUUUCAUGGGAGUAAAUAGCUUUUGCUCUGGAUGAAUGCCACAGGACUGCGCAGACCCAUACAGAAGGAGAAGAAGAAGAAGAAGAAGAAGAAGAAGAAGAAGAAGAAGAAGAAGAAGAAGAAGAAGAAGAAGAAAGAGCCCCAAUCUCUGGCAUCCUUGUGGCUUAUCACAUAUUCCUUCCGCAAAGUGGAUGAGUUGUAUGGCAUCAGACGUCCUCUCUGUAGAAGUGUUCACUCAGUUCCUUCCCUGAGAUUAUUGCCUGGCCUUCAGUCAUGAAGAGCUAACCAUCUCACGUAUUUGAAGCUAUUUAGAAGACAUGAAAAGUAUUUGAAGCAAAGCACUGGCUCUGAGAAAUCAUAUGUCAAAGGAUUUCAAAAACAACUACCAAAGGGAAACUGAACUUUCUGGUUGACUUAAUGGAAGAAGCUGGACAUUGGCAUCAAAUUUAGAGGAAUCUUCUAAAAUGAAUUGGUUUGGCUAAACCUAUAGAACACCAUUAAGACUUUGUAGCUUAAAAUACUAUUAUUCUUAGGGAAGUUGAUUAUUUUGGGGAGCAGGAGAAGCAUGUGACUGAAGUUAUGUUGGCUGUGACAGAUUCAUGAUGUCAAUAAAAAUCAAUGUCACAUUUUCA